This is a messenger RNA of Paramecium primaurelia, 418 nucleotides long. The record is from the annotation of a GenBank genome assembly. Lineage: Eukaryota; Ciliophora; Oligohymenophorea; Peniculida; Parameciidae.
AUGAGCAUCCUCUUAUUUUAGUGGCUCAUUAAUGCAAUUUAAAUAUUGAUUUAAUGGGAGAACUAGAAGCUGCACCGAUCACAGUUUAAAAUUAUUGCAAGAAACUUAGAGAUUAAAAUUAGGUACUUAAACCUGCAUUAGAAAGAUUAGAGAAUGAAGAACAAAAUUUUCUUAAAAUCUGGAACUUAACUGUUUCAAUAUUAAAGAAUAUUUCAUCAUAAUAAAAGUUGCAUUGUUGGACCCUUUAUUUAUUGAAUGUCUUCCCAUUAUCUUCUAUAAUCUUUAAGAAUAGUAAGAAGAUUUAGAGAUGUUAAUUUACCAUAAGAAAGAAUAAUAAUAGAUUAAAAGAGAAUAAACUCAUAUUAUAUAAAGCAAAGUUAUUAGAAUAAAUAAGAGACAUUAAACCGAUAAGAUUUGA